Lindgomyces ingoldianus is the source of this 1320-nucleotide messenger RNA. RefSeq names its product FAD/NAD(P)-binding domain-containing protein. The transcript has 3 exons. Gene Ontology annotation, molecular function: FAD binding; monooxygenase activity. The record is from RefSeq and is a predicted model, not a curated record. Gene Ontology annotation, biological process: secondary metabolite biosynthetic process. The coding region runs from base 1 to 1320 and encodes 439 amino acids. NCBI's taxonomy places the organism in Eukaryota, Fungi, Ascomycota, Dothideomycetes, Pleosporales, Lindgomycetaceae.
AUGGCAGUCCCGGAGACGACGACAGAGGCAGGCUCGAAGCCACCGACUGGUAUCAAAGUUAUUAUCGUUGGUGCAGGCUUCGGCGGCCUCACCGCCGCCAUAGAAUGCAAACGACAAGGCCAUGACCCAGUCAUCUACGAAGCCUUCCCCGAGCUUAAAGCGCUUGGCGACAUCAUCUCGUUCGGGCCUAAUGCAGGUCGCAUCUUCUACCGCUGGUCCAACGGUGCCAUAGCGCGUAAGAUGCGCGCCCUCUCCAUCGACCUGACCUCGUACGGCUUCAACAUCCACAAAUGGGACACGGGUGAGAUUGUCAUAAACCAGCGCUCUCCCAUCAAAGACGAGACUGCGCCAGUCUUUAAUGGGCACCGAGGCGAGCUGCAUGAGGUUGUGUUCCGGUAUGCGCAGGAAGUCGGGGUUCCAAUUCAUUUGGGCAAUCGGGUGGAAAGGUAUUGGGAGGAUGAGAAUGGGGCGGGAAUUGUGCUUGAGGAUGGAACCAAGAUUGUCGGAGAUGUUGUUAUUGGCAGUGAUGGUGUACGGAGCAAGGCCAGGACGCUAGUUCUGGGGUACGAAGAUAAGCCAAAGUCGUCUGGGUAUGCGGUGUGGAGAGCGUGGUUCCCAAAUAAAGAUAUGCUGGCCGAUCCCGAGACGAAGCAGUUCUGUGAGAAUGGGGAUACUUUUAAUGGGUGGAUAGGCCCCGACGUACACUUCCUCUUCUCGACUAUCAAAAAUGGCUCCGACUGCUGCUGGGUCCUCACGCAUCGAGAUGAACACGAUAUCGCAGAAUCGUGGUCAUUCCCCGGGCACCUCAAAGACGUCUACAAAGUGCUUUCAGGCUGGGAUCCCAUGUGCACUCGCAUCGUCUCCAAGACUCCGGAAUCCGUCCUGGUAGACUGGAAGCUCGUCUACCGCGACCCCCUCCCAACCUGGGUAUCCGGCUAUGGAGGCCUCGCCCCCGGCCACGGCCGGAUCUGCCUUCUCGGCGACGCUGCGCAUCCCUUCCUCCCGACAAGCGCGCAGGGUGCAACACAAGCGCUUGAAGAUGGUGUUACGCUCGCUGUUACGCUGCGGAAAGCGGGAAAAGACAACAUCAGGGGGGCGUUGAGAGCCUACCAGGAUAUCAGGUAUGAGAGAGUUAGAAAAGUGCAGAAAACGGGCGAGACGACGAGGGAUAUGUGGCAUAAAACUGAUUGGCAGAAGGUUAAGGAGAAUCCGGAGAUUAUUCAGUUUCCGAGAGAGGAUUGGAUUUUUGGAUUUGAUACGGAGGCGCACACUGAGGAGGUGGGAGAUGAAGUUAUUAGGAGGGUUUCAGCUGAGGCGUGA